This is a messenger RNA of Colletotrichum godetiae, 1038 nucleotides long. RefSeq lists its product as uncharacterized. Bases 1 to 1038 code for a protein of 345 amino acids. The record is from RefSeq and is a predicted model, not a curated record. The transcript has 3 exons. Lineage: Eukaryota; Fungi; Ascomycota; Sordariomycetes; Glomerellales; Glomerellaceae.
AUGACCGGCGGUUCACCACCAAAGACUGAAGUUGAGGCCCGAGAGAAAAGGGCGAAGGACAAGGUCCGAAAGUCUGGUACCAGCGCCCAGGGCAAAGCGCUUCGAUUAGGCGAAUUUGCCGAUGUGUUUUCGGCUGUCGUCUACUACAACCCGACAUAUCGGUGGCUGGACGGUGCCAUCCACGUACCUGAAGGUCAAGACAUCCCUGACGUGAAUGCAUUUUUGGCGCAGAUUUUGAACGACUCGGCCUGCAAUGGUCCCCAACACGGCCCACGGCGCGCGCAAACGUGCAGCCAGUCCGCACAGAACGCACAGGCAGGCGACACCUCCGUCCGCGACAACAUGACGGCGGAGACUGGCAGUAUGGAUAUUGACGCCGCUGCGGAGGCAAACGUCCUCCAGAACAACAGCGACGACGGCAACGGUGCUCGUUAUACUGAUGCUUCGCCAAUCAGUCACGGCGGGAAUUCGCAAGUCGCCAAAGACACUGGUAAUGGGAGGCAGCUUCGCCAUCGUCUACCCGACGGUCCGGCCCUUCGGGAUACGGGCGGACGUGUUGUGAAGCAAGAGAUGCCCGACGGCGCCGUCGCUGAUGGCGCGGGGGAGGCUGACACGUCGGGGGAUGCACGGGACAUCAGUAUGCAUGGCCCCUUCGACAGUGUGGUUGGAAAUAAGGCGCAGAACGGGCAGUCCGGCGAUGUGUCGGAGUGGGAGACGGUGAAUUCACAAUACGCAGAAGCGCCGACUGCGCGGGUGACGCGCCGAGGCCUCACCAGACUGCAGGCGGUGAGGGUUCAACGAGUUUUGCAACAAAUAUCUCUGCACAUGCGACUCGCCUCCCGUCAAGAGCGGAUGCCGCCGCACAGGAUGGUUCAUCAGGACAGAUGGAGAGGACCCGGCGAGCGUUGCAUCGGAGAGUUUGUUGUUUUAAAGUGGGGUACCACCGGGAACCAUGGCAAUGUCAUCAUGUCUCCUGAAUGCAUUCUCCCGCGCGCCGAGGUGUUCGGAAACGUGUACGAGUCCAUGAAUGCGCCUUGA